This is a messenger RNA of Olea europaea var. sylvestris, 1674 nucleotides long. Its product is annotated as protein FAR1-RELATED SEQUENCE 5-like. The transcript is spliced from 6 exons. The coding region runs from base 1 to 1674 and encodes 557 amino acids. Gene Ontology annotation, biological process: regulation of DNA-templated transcription. Lineage: Eukaryota; Viridiplantae; Streptophyta; Magnoliopsida; Lamiales; Oleaceae. The record is from RefSeq and is a predicted model, not a curated record.
AUGGCAGGGAUUCCGUUGCAAAAAAGUUACAAUUUCGCAGUCGUAGAAGCAAGGAGAUAUGAGAAUAUGAUGUGCGUGGAAAAAGACUGUCGAAACUAUGUUGAACAAGCGAGGUGGUUAAGACUUGAAGAAGAGGAUGCCACAGCAGUACAAGCCUAUUUUUCGAACAUGCAAGCAAAGUGUUCAGACAACAGGAGUAGGGAAGCAUAUAAGGAGUUCGAUGAUGUGGUAAUAUUUAAUACCACGUACCUGACUAAUAAGUAUGAUAUGUCAUUUGUUCUUUUUGUUGGAGUUAAUCAUCAUGGACAGUCAAUACUCUUUGGCUGUGGGUUGGUGUCAAAUGAGAAUACAGAAACAUUUGUUUGGCUUUUUAAGAAAUGGCUUCAGUGUAUGAAUGACCAAGCUCCUAUUGGGAUUAUUAUCGAUCAAGACAAGGUUAUGCAGAAUACAAUUGAGAUCGUAUUCCAGAAGAUGAAACACAGAUGGCGUUUAUGGCACAUAAUGAAGAAGUUGCCCGAGAAGUUUGGAUAUCACGUUGAUAAGGGCGAGAUCUUUUCUGCUAUACAUGUACUAGUAUAUGAUUCUCAGACUGUUGACCAAUUUGAAGAAAAUUGGAAAGCAAUGGUUGACAGAUAUUCCUUGCAUGAUAAUGAGUGGUUGUCGAGAAUGUUUGCGAAUAGAGGUCGUUGGGUACCUUGCUUUUUAAAAAGCAGCUUUUGGGUGAGAAUGUCAACAACUCAGCGUAGUGAGAGUAUGAAUGCAUUUUUCGAUGGUUAUGUGCACUCGAAGACAUCACUGAAACAAUUAGUCAAACAAUACGAAAGAGCAUUAAGGAAAAAGGUGGACAAUGAGUUUCAAGCAGAUUUUAAAUCAUACUCGCAAAUGGUAACAUGUGCAACAAAGUACGAGUUGGAAAAGCAGUUUCAAAGAGUUUAUACCAUUUCAAAAUUUCGAGAAGUUCAAGAUGAAUUCAUUGGAAAUGUUUAUUGCGACCUCGUAUCUUCGUCGGAGGGCUUUUUGGGGACAACCUAUAAGUUUCGAGGUAUAAUUUGUAGGCACGCAAUCGCUGUACUUAUCCGUAAUAAUGUCACUGCAUUGCCAGACAGCUAUAUAUUAUGGAGAUGGAAGAGAGAUGUCAGUAGAGCCCACACCAAGGUCGUAGUGGAUUAUGAUGGUUUGAGUAGCACCCCUGCCCAAUUGAGAUAUGACAAAAUGUGUCAAUCAUUUGCUUCACUAGCGGAAAUGGCUAUAUGGAACGAUGAUCAAACUCAUGAUGCCAAGGGAAGGGGACAGAAGGUGGGCCCAAGUAAAUUGGGAGAGGUUGCGUCGAUCAUACAUGCUCAUGACCAGUUUGGAAAAAUAGUCUUCUCAAAUACUGAAGAACAUACUCUAGUUGUACUAACUCCCCAUACCAACAUCCUUAGCAUAUAUUACAAUCACCCAAAUGAGCACCAACUACACAUAACCUAUUGUACUACACAACAAAACACAUACUACACAAAAAAUUUUAAAAAAAAAAUUAAUUUCGCCGACGGCGGCAGGGCUGCCUGCGCUGCGGUGCUGCAGUGGGCAGCGCCGCUGCAACAGCAGCGCGCAGUAGGCGCUGCUGCCCACACAGAAGCACUGCUGCCAACAGCGCGCGGCGCAGGAGUGUGCCGCAGCAAGAAGAAUUAA